Cylindrotheca closterium is the source of this 5013-nucleotide messenger RNA. The record is from the annotation of a GenBank genome assembly. Lineage: Eukaryota; Bacillariophyta; Bacillariophyceae; Bacillariales; Bacillariaceae.
AUGGACGAUACAACACAAGAAGUGCAAGAAAUGACAUCGAAAGGAAAUCAAGAUCACGACGAAUCGACGAUCAAAGAGGAAGAAGAAUCAUCGUCAUCGUCAUCAUCAAGUGAAUCAUACGAAAGUGAAGAAGAAUCAGAAGAAUCAGAAGAAUCAUCAAGUGAACGAGAUGAUGAGUCGCCAAACAAAGACGAUGAACAAGAGAUUGACGAAUUUGUCGAAUUUGUAUACAGAAGCGAAGAUCAAGAAAUUACAGAGACUAUCAAACAAACUAUGACAAAGUUGAUUGUGCGCGGGCCUAAUGUAAAGACUAUUGGAAAGGAGGCCUUUAGGGAAUGUGAAAAGCUGAGAGAGAUUGAUUUCACCGAAGCAACUGCGUUGGAAACGAUUGGAGAACAAGCCUUUGCCUAUUGUCCCAGUCUCCUUGCUUUCAAGUGCCCGUCCAAUGUCACGACUAUUGGAGAGUCUGCUUUUGAUAGAAGUGAAAAACUAAAAGAAAUUGAUUUCACCGAGGCGACUGCGUUGGAAACGAUUGGAGUUGGUUCCUUUUUCAAGUGCGCUAGUCUUCUUGCUUUCAAGUGCCCAUCCAAUGUCAACACUAUUGGCGCAUGGGCCUUUGGGGAAUGUGAAAAUCUGAAGGAAAUUGAUAUCACCGAAGCAACUGCUGCGUUGGAAACGAUUGGAAAUAAUGCCUUUUCUGACUGCCCAAGUCUCUAUUUCGAAUUUGUUUACGAAAGGGAAGAUCAAGACAUACCGUUAGCCAUCAAACAAACCAUGACAAAGUUGAUUGUGCGCGGGCCUAAUGUCAAGACUAUUAAAGAGAAGGCCUUUGAGAACUGUGAAAAGCUGAGAGAGAUCGAUUUCACCGAGGCAACUUCGUUGGAAACGAUUGGAGAACAAGCCUUUAGCGCUUGUCCUAGUCUCCUUGCUUUCAAGUGCCCAUCCAAUCUCAAGACUAUUGAACUUGCCGCCUUUGCGAGUUGUCAAAAUCUAAAGGAAAUUGAUUUCACCAAGGCAACUGCGUUGGAAAAGAUUGGAGAUGCAGCCUUUGCCCAUUGUCCUAGUCUUGCUGGUAGUUUCAAGUGCCCAUCCAAUGUAAAGACUAUUGGAACUUUUGCCUUUGCGGACUGUGAAAAACUAAAAGAGACUGAUUUCACCGAGGCAGCCGCUUUGGAAAAUAUUGGAAUUGGUGCCUUCAACAACUGCCUAAGUCUCGAAUUUGUUUACGAAAGCGAAGAUCAAGUUAUACCAGAAACCAUCAAACAAACCAUGACAAAGUUGAUUGUGCGUGGGCCUCAUGUAAAUACUAUUGGACAGGAAGCCUUCAGUGGAUGUGAAAAGCUGAAGGAAAUUGAUUUUACCGAGGCGACUGCAUUGAAAACGAUUGGGGUAAGGGCCUUUGCCUAUUGUCCUAGUCUCCUUGCUUUCAAGUGCCCAUCCCAUGUCAAGACUAUUGGACUAUAUGCCUUUGUGGGUUGUCAAAAUCUAAAGAAAAUUGAUUCCACCGAGUCCACCGCUUUGGAAAAGAUUGGAUUCUCAGCCUUUUUCAGCUGCCCUAGUCUUGAAAAGGUUUACCUUGCUCCCAACGUGACGGUUGUCGAGAAGGAUGUCCUCAAAGAAUGUCCCAAUCUCAAAUGUUUGAAGAUUCCUAGUGUGAAUCCAGCGAUUCGCAUUCGAUUGUACACACAACUUGGCAAGGAUCAAAAGCAUUUGAUUAAUUGGGAUGCUACAGUGAAUGUCUAUGCUUCCAAUCCAAUCAAGAGCUCUGAAUUACUGGAGAACUCGGGGGAAGAAGCCUUGAUUCUUCAACAAGUCAGAGCAAAUUAUAUUGGUUCCAUUGUUGAUGGGUCAAGGCGUUUACUUUCCAUUUCGGAACGCAAUGGGUGGUUACAAUUCUUGGCGAACAAUGUAGGCGACGGAAACAAUGACCCCGACAUGAGCAAGUUAAUAUACCAUCUGAAAACAACUGAGGAUAUCGGGAAAGUCCGACAACUCGCCGAGACCAAGGAUCAAUCCGAGCGUGUUGCAAAGUCGGUGGCAUCGAAACACAUCCAAGCAGUGUUUCAAGCACGAUUGUUCUUUCUCGGUCGUUAUGAUAUUGCAAGAGGACCACCCAUUCACCAGUCGGCAACUUGUGUUGUAGUGAAAGCAACGGAUGCUAAGAUGAGGGACUACUUUGAAAAAAAGUAUGAACCAUAUGAAGGAAAAGAAGUAGACAAGAAAUUGUUCAAGGAGAUAUUGAGCAUGAUAGAGCUUAUUCCACAUGACAAGGAAAACAUCAACCACCUAUUCCAACGGGCAGAUGUCGAAAAAGAUAAAAAGAUUUCCAAAGAAGAGUUUGUGAACUUUUGCCUUGCCGAAAUUGGUGGGACUGUGGUUCUAAAGUUUAUGCGGAACAAGGAUCAGUUUCGCCGAGAAGUGGAUAGCCGCAAAGACAAUAAAUUGGAUUCGAAAUAUGUGGUUGGUAGUAUCCGAAGCCAUGAUGAAGAGAGCGAUGCCAAUUUGGUCCAAUCACUAAAGGACUCAAUCCUACAAGAAGAUGGCAACGGCACAUCAUCAUUUCUAAAAAAGGACGGUGCCAAGGCAGAGGAUUACUGCAACGUGUUGGUGAUGCCUUACGGAGAUCGAAAUUUGGACACAAUCUUUCGAAGUGAGCGGCUCGAUAUUCUGACAAUUCAAACACUUGCGAAGGAAAUCGGAGAAGCGGUGGCACACAUACAUGAGAAAGGACUGAUCCAUGGGGACUUGAAGAUGUUGAACGUCGUCCGCAUUAAUGGGCACAUGGUAUUGAUUGACAUGGAUGCUUCUGCGAAGAUUGGGGAGGAUUUCGCUGGUGAGAAGUAUUCGUCAGGUGUCAUUCCUCCUGAAAUGAUUUACCAGCUGGCAAACCAUAAAGAGAAGGAACAAUACAUUUCAUACUUCCAAGAUCAAAACGAAGAAGAACAACAAAAGCGUGCCCCGAAGUUCAGCAGAAUCCCCACUAUCCAAGGAUAUGCAGUCAAAUCAUUUUUGGGACAUGACGAGACGACAACAUUUGAGGAUCGACAGACUGGAAACAUGGUACCUAAAACAAAACGUAUGGUGACCUCAAAAGGUAACUUACCGAUGUUUGAGCUGGUUGGGGCGGAUAAGUCGUUCGAUGUCUGGUCUUUUGGUGUUCUCUUGUAUACGAUGUGCAGCAAGGAGCCUUUGUUCCGAGUGAACACUGAUGAUGAUAUCACUGAUGGUAAUUCGAUGCGAGAGUUGUUCCAUUGGGGACAAGAUGAUGUGGAAGUUGACUCAAUUCUUGAGAAUAGCAUUCAAGACGAUGCGGCAAAAAAACUGCUGAAGCAAAUUCUUAAACGCAAUCCCAAGGAUAGGCCACCAAUGAAGAAAAUUCUUCUCGAUCCUUUCUUUACUGGCAAGACUACCGAUGAGUUGACAGAAGUGGUAAAGGAAGAGUUUCGAAAGACACAAUCACUAGUACUUGAGAACCGGCAAAUAAUGCAACAUGGAUUCUCCAAGAUCCACGAAUCACUAAAGCUUGUCCUAAGCCAUCAAAAAGCCGCCAACAAUCUUUUGAAAGGGAUCUUCCAAGGGAAGAACAAUUCACAACCAAAGUAUCUUAUAAUUCUUCCAGCAUUCGAACAAGACAAUCAAGAGAAGCGGUUCUCUAGAUUUCUGUCAACGAUGAAGGAAACUGUAAAAGUCAAAACCAAGGCAAGACUAUGCUUCAUUUGUCCUGUAUCGCUUCAACCCGUUUUGGGAAAAGAUGGAAAAGCGAUUGGGUAUGAUAUUGAAUUGGCCAAGGAUUGGGUCAAGAAAUAUGGGCCUGCUAUUCUGAUUGGCCUGAAGAUUGUCCAAGUAGGACUUGCAGUGGGCCGUGGAUUCGGCCUCCCCCUCCCUUCAUUGAGUGGGGCUGAAGAAGGAUUGAAGGAGACUUCUAAUCUUUUUUCAGAGAUGCAAGGGUUGUUGGUUGAAGGGAUAGGAGGCGAUGCCGAGGAAGAUGGCCUUGCGGAUAUGAUGCUGGAAAAAUUCACAGACCGAAUCGAUAGUGCAGCCUCGGCAGAUGGUCCAGGAGCCAUGAAAAAGAAUCAUCAAGACAGGAUUCAAAAGUCGUAUGAAGGCAUUGGUACUCUCAUUAAGGACGAAAAAUUCGAACGCUGUGGUCUUGUGCAGGCAAUCAGUAGCAAUGGGAAGGAAUAUGAGUAUGUGCACCCUGCUGUUGAACCCCUCUUUGAAAAAUUUGGGUCAAAAUGCUUUGAGAAGUCGAUGGAAGAAAGGGAAAAGGAAAAUGCCAUAUUGGCUGCGAAAGCUUUUAGUGAAAAGAAGAAGCAUGCUGAAAAGGGAAGCGCCGCAACUGGGGGCAAUGGAACAACAAAGCGUGGGACUUUGGCAUCGUCGGUAGCAGCACCGCAACCAGGAAGUGGAAGUCCUAUCAAAUUGAUGAUUGAACAUCAUAAAGGCGAGGUAGAGAUGACAGCGGACAAUGGAGAAAUAAGGGCAAAAUCAGCAAUCUCGUCGUCUAACGCUGACAAUGUCUUCAUUGCACGCUUGGAAGACAAGCUCACAAAGUUAGAAGGGAAGAUUGACUCUACUAAUGUGCUCAAGUUACAAGGGAUACCAGAAGGAUCGAACCGUGUGGUUCACAAAGGCUGGUUACGCAUUCGAAGCCGUUGGCCUCCCUAUCUAUGGAAGGAACGAUAUGUUGUGGUCUACAAGGACGGCAGCAUUACACACUAUCCGAAUGCUGGUUCAUCGUUUUCUUUUGUCAAUUGGAAAUAUAUGGAGGAUGGAGCCACAAUGGAGCUACGUUCUGCGAAAGAAAAAGUGAUUGCCACAGCCAAACUGUCGACGCGAUGCUCCAGUAAAGUAGCCGAGUGGCUUCAGGGGAACAAUUGGAAGUUCAAUAAUGAGCGAUCUACCACCACUACCACCACCAAUUCAAAGAAUCGAAAAGCACGGAUCGGCCCCACUGGGAAUGUCACCAACAUUGAUCCGCUAUUGGCCGACACUUAUGAAUAUACCGAUUAA